AUGGCGAGCGCGACGGGUAUCCCCAAUGACCCCGUGGUGGACCGCGAAUCCGCCGGUGCUGACGACAUGGAGCCACUCCUCGGCCGUCCGGGCGACGCUUCUCAGAGAGAAAAUGCUCCUAUUGCCAAAAACCUCAUCCUUGGGACCGGCAUCAUCGCCGAAGGCGCCAGCCUUUUGCUCAUCGCGUCGGUAUGGGCCGCCGUCUUCCUCCACGGCCCUCUGAUCCUUUUCUCGGUCCACCCCCUGGCGCAGUCGCUCGGAAUGCUCGUCCUCGUGCAGUCGAUUCUCAUCCUUCAGCCCACACACAGCGGAAAGCAGAAGCAAGUCGGCCAAAAGCUCCACGCAGGUCUCAACCUGCUCGCCUUCCUCAUCCUGGCCGUUGGUGUCAUAUCGAUCGAGUACAACAAGAUCCGUAGCAAUGGUGCACACUUCAAGUCAUUGCACGGCUACUUGGGCGUCAUUGCGUCCUUUUGGCUUCUGAUUCAGUACCUGGUGGGCUUCACCAUGUACGCCACUCCCAAACUAUACGGUAGCGAAGCCAAGGCCAAGAGCAUCUGGAAGUACCACCGCGUUAGCGGGUACGUGCUUUUCCUGUUCCUCCAGGCAACGGUCAUCUCGGCAACGCAGACCGACUACAACUUCAAUGUGCUGGGCUUGAAGCUCUGGGCUUUUAUCUUGAUCAGUGUGCUGAUCAUUAUUGGAGUCUACCCAAGGAUUCAGAAGCAAAAGCUCGGUCUUUGA
Pestalotiopsis fici W106-1 is the source of this 741-nucleotide messenger RNA. RefSeq lists its product as uncharacterized. The transcript is spliced from 2 exons. The record is from RefSeq and is a predicted model, not a curated record. The coding region runs from base 1 to 741 and encodes 246 amino acids. Gene Ontology annotation, molecular function: transmembrane monodehydroascorbate reductase activity. NCBI's taxonomy places the organism in Eukaryota, Fungi, Ascomycota, Sordariomycetes, Amphisphaeriales, Sporocadaceae.